Merops nubicus (carmine bee-eater) is the source of this 1949-nucleotide messenger RNA. RefSeq names its product Rho GTPase activating protein 40 (gene ARHGAP40). Gene Ontology annotation, biological process: signal transduction; regulation of small GTPase mediated signal transduction; regulation of actin filament polymerization. The record is from RefSeq and is a predicted model, not a curated record. The coding region runs from base 1 to 1872 and encodes 623 amino acids. Gene Ontology annotation, cellular component: cytoplasm. Gene Ontology annotation, molecular function: GTPase activator activity. The transcript is spliced from 14 exons. Lineage: Eukaryota; Metazoa; Chordata; Aves; Coraciiformes; Meropidae.
AUGAGCCAGCUUCCUCCGAAGAGUCCUUUGGCUUCCCCGCUGUCAGAGGGCACCAAUUCCAGGGUAGAGUCUUUGGACAACUUGUCAAUGGACAGUUUUUGGCUGGAAGUAGAGAACAUUAAACAGAGCGCUGAAGCCGAGCAAGAGGAAUGCAGCCUUGCAGAUGUCAAAACACGAGAGGAGGGAGAAGCCGAAGCCGAGUGGCUGCAGGCCGCGGGUCUGUCCGAGCUCCUCGGGGACCAUGCCUCAGAGCAGCAGAACGUGGUGCUGCUCUCCACCCUCACCAGGACCCAGGCUGCCGCCGUGCAGCGGCGCCUGGACACCUACUCCCGCUCCCGCAGGAGGAAGAGCAAGCACCCCGUGAGGGACGUCCGGGACAUCUUUGGAGGGGGCAGCUCAGAGGAGACAACAGCAGAGAAAGAGAAAUCCAGCCCAGAUCAGUUGUGGCACAAUCUACGAACUUCAAAUGGACAGAAAUCAGAAACCCAGGAUUACUCCUGCACAGUCCGAAGCCCUGGAAAAGAAGAGGUGUUCAACAUGGACAUUGCCUACUCAGAGCAAGCAGCUGUCCUGACACUCCUGCCUGAACCUAGGAGGCUGAAGGAUGGAAAUGCCCUCACUAAAUUUAAGAUCCUCAAGGGCAGACUAGGAGUGACCAGGAUUGGAGACCUGUCUGCUCAGGACAUGAAGAAGAUCCCCACAUUAGCCCUUAUUGAACUAACAGCUCUCUGUGAUAUUCUGGGCUUUGAGCUGAAGAGAAACAAAACAGCAAAACUGAAAACAACAGAGAAAAGACUCUUUGGAGUUCCACUUAACACCCUGUUGGAAAAUGACCAAAAACUGCUCCCCAACACCAAGGUCCCUCUGUUACUCCAGGCAUUGCUGUCUUGCUUGGAAAAGAGAGGACUGGAAACAGAGGGCAUUUUGAGAGUCUCUGGGUCCCAGACCAGAAUCAAGAGUCUGGAGCAGAAGCUGGAAAGGGAUUUCUAUACUGGCCUCUUCUGCUGGGAUGAAGUCCACCAGAACGAUGUAUCUGGGCUCCUGAAAAGGUUCAUAAGAGAGCUGCCAGCCCCACUGCUGACAGCAGAGUACCUCCCUGCUUUUGCUGCUGUACAAAAUAUUCCAGACCUGAAGCAAAGAUUGCAAGCUCUAAACCUCCUCAUCCUGAUUCUUCCAGAGCCAAACAGAAACACUCUGAAGGCUAUACUUGAGUUUCUUAGCAAAGUGGUUGCCAAGGAGAACAACAACAAAAUGAACCUCUGGAACGUUUCCACAGUCAUGGCCCCAAACCUCUUCAUGCACAAGGGGCUCCCAAACAAGAUCCCUGAAGGGAAGGAGAAGCAGCUGGCCGAGGGGGCGGCUGACGUCGUGCGGAUGAUGAUCCACUACCAGGAUUUGCUCUGGACUGUCUCCUCUUUUCUGGUAGCUCAAGUGAGAAAGCUGAACGAAAGCAACAGCAAAAGGUACCAGUUCUGUGAUAAGAGGCUCAAAAAUCUGUUGCGGAAGAUCCACGCUGAUAAAGACAAGGUGGAAAAGAACCAGGCAGAGCCUUCCAAGAUUGUGAAAGUCCAGGGUUCACUUCUCCUGAAGGAUUCACUAGAGGUGCAUCUGAACAGUGCAACCAGAGUUGCUGAUGUCUUGAGGCAGUUUCAAAAGAGCCUGUGCCAGAAUGGCUGGAAUAUUGUGAACACUGUCAACCUCCUCAAGUGCAACAACUCAAUGGACUGCACAAACUUGCUCCUGUUUGAAGUGGGAGGCAAUAUUGGUGAACGUUGCCUGGACCCAGACACUUACCUCUUAGACUUGUACCACACCAAUCCCCAUGCUGAGUGGAUAAUUAAGCAAAACCCAUCUUAUCCUCGGAUGUUCUAAGGGAAGCCUGAGCAAAGCAAAACCUUUGGAAGUUUUUGGAAGGCAUGGAAAAGCUUAAAGAGAUGUUCCUGGUAUAG